GAAGGAAGAGCGUCGGGCAGUGCCACUACAGAGAGCAUCGGUCCUGUGCAUCGGACCGGUUAGAGGUGCUUCCGACGGUCAAACUUCUGCAGCGGGUCUCCACGUCGGGACAGAUUCAAGAGGUGGCCUACAACCGCGCGCUCUGGUUGUGGCCCGUCUGCUGGUGAAAUGCGUUCUCGGCGGUAAAUGCUGUUGUGUUGUGGGGCGUGCAAGGUGGCUCAGAGGUUCCACAGAAGGGUUAGGACGGUGGAAGAAGCACCUAACCACGUCGGAUGGAUCUUAAUCCAGCACUCCAGAAGUUGCGGAUAUGGUUCAUCGACAUGAGUACCGAUGGGGACAGUUAUAGGGACGAUGAGAGACACAGCAUCGCGUCGUCGGCCAAGCAGCACACUAACUACAUCAAGUCCAGGAACGGGGUCUUGGCAAUCAUCGAAAUCGUGUUCAACCUAGCGGCAUUCAUUAGUGUGGAAGCUGUGGCGGAAUGCAGAGGAGACUUCGCAUGCGCUCCGCCGGCGUGCGUUAACACGUACCGUUUCUUCGCAUUCGUCAGCUUCACCUCUUUUCUCUUCACCGGCGCCAUCUUCAUAGCUAGGUUCCUGGGUGUCGCAAACAGGAUACCCAUCCGAGAAGCAUACCACAAAUUCACGGAGUGCUCCUACCUGGCGCUGACUGUGUUAUUCUACUUCAUCGGCAAUGUCUUCAUGAUUGCCCUGCAUGGAAACCGGAUUGGCUACCAAUGCGCUGCCGUAUUCGGCGUUGUAGCCAUGGCAACCUACAGCAUCCAACUCGCCAUGUACUUGGGUGAAAACAGAUUAUUGGACAUCAUCCCAUUCUGUAGGAGGCCAGGCCACAGCGCCGACAGCGGAGUAUCGUCGGGCCAAGUAAACUUCGGCAACAGCGAGAAGUCGUGGCAACUGCCACCAAGCAUAGUGGUGGAUUCUGUGGCCACGCCGGACUCCCCCGAGUGUCUGGGACCAGUCAUCUUGAAACAGAGAAAGGAUUCCAUAGACGAACCUGCACCUGUGCACAAGGAACAGCAGUCCAAUGGACACACGGCAGCGUCAGAAAAGUCCGACAGUUCGAGUAGCGAGGACAGCAGCGACGAAGAUUUCCACAGGGUAGAUCUGGAUGACCUCCAGGGACGAAUUCGGAAGCACAGUGAGGUGCCCACGUGAACAUGUGGAAGGCGUCUUAUUUGUUCGGACUUAAUGACUGUGAUAUACUGAACGCGUGUCUCUGCUCUCGCGAUUUAUCUGUACUUUUAUUGAAUAUAUAAGGAUGAUCUCA
Messenger RNA from Ornithodoros turicata, 1287 nucleotides. RefSeq lists its product as uncharacterized. The record is from RefSeq and is a predicted model, not a curated record. The transcript is spliced from 5 exons. NCBI's taxonomy places the organism in Eukaryota, Metazoa, Arthropoda, Arachnida, Ixodida, Argasidae. The coding region runs from base 273 to 1175 and encodes 300 amino acids. Gene Ontology annotation, cellular component: membrane.